Cornus florida is the source of this 1897-nucleotide messenger RNA. RefSeq lists its product as uncharacterized. The transcript has 3 exons. The record is from RefSeq and is a predicted model, not a curated record. The coding region runs from base 1062 to 1475 and encodes 137 amino acids. NCBI's taxonomy places the organism in Eukaryota, Viridiplantae, Streptophyta, Magnoliopsida, Cornales, Cornaceae.
UUUUCAUUCAAAAUUAGUUGUGAAUUGCAUACUAUGCCUUUUUAUAAAACGCAAAUUUCAAAAAUCUUUCACAGGAAGAAAAAUGCAAAAAUCUCCCCCAACUAUCAUCUUUUUCCAGAUAAGUUUUUAAAAUUAUUUAUGGCAAACCCGUGAAGUUACUCAAAGUUUUGCAAGUGGCUGCUUGCUGACACAAAAAAAUAAAAAUUAGAGAUUGUGAAGCACAUGACUUUUACAGUGUUAUGACCAUUAUGCCCUUUCUUAUUGACCCAUAUACUCUUGACCAGUUGUAAUGGUUUAGGAUUAUAGAACCAGAUCUUGACCCAUCUCCGAUCCAGAAGUAAAAGAACAAUUUUCGUCUUUUUAAUGAAUUUAAAAAGCUUGUUAGUCCCAUUUCUUCUUCACCAUUCCUUAUUUUUUCUUAAAAAAAUUAAAAUUUUCACCCAUCACCUUUUACUGACAGAAUAUUCUAAUAUUUUCCAUUUUUUGAAGUUCGAAUCAGAUUAAAAUUUGGAUUUAGUUCUACAAUCAACAAUGGUAAAGGCUUCUAGUACUUACCAGCCUCUUUGAUGCAUCGAUGGCUUGUGUACUGCAUCGCACAACUAUUAGCAAAAUGCCCCUUCCAUAAUAUUGAAUCUCAGAUUGCAUGGAAACUGAAACUAAUUCGUAAGACCCAAAUGUGUAAGAAUUCCAGAGGGGGAAGUACAAGAAUGUGUAUAGAAAAGCAAAAGAAGAGACCUAGACCACGUGGAUAGAAAGAUAUAGAAAUAUCAAAUAUGUUAUUUUAGUCAUUGUAGGACACUUGUGGGGUAAGCAAUUCCAGAAUACAAAAGAGAUCAAGCAGUGAACCAUUUUAGCAAAUCUGCAAAAAGUUGAUAGUUCGGUACAAUGUAAAUCUUAAGCUGAAGAGCAAUGUACAAUAUUAGAAGAUUGUUUAUGCUUGUAUCAUUUCACUUACUCCUGUUGCAGAAAGAAGCAUUGGAAUCAGUCAGGUCAGUUGCACGAAAAACAAAAGAAAUCAGGGAGGUAAUUCGCUUGCAAGCAUUGAGCUGGCCGUUCUACUAAUGGUUGCUCGGGAAAAGGUUAUGGAACCAAUCACCUUUCAGGGCUGUAAUAAUUUUACUUCAAGAGGAUGUAUGACACUUCGUGAAUGUGUUGUCAUUGAACUUGCGGCUCAUAUUGGUAAUGAGUAUAAACUAAUGGGUAGAAGUAGAAAGAGAAAGUACUCAUUAAAGAAACAGAGAAGUGAAGAGAUGAAGUUGUCUCAAAUUCAUGAGGAGUUGAAGGAGGCGAUGGUGUCCACACUACUGUUACUUGAAAUUUUUGAGAGGGCUGGUGAUAAAAUCGAGGCGCAUUCUCAGUUAGAGCAACCUAAUAAGAGCCAUCAAAAUUGUGUGCGCGGUAUUCGCAACAAGGCGAUUUUUUCAACAGAAAUCAAAAUCCCACGUUUAGCUUUCCAGGUGCGCGAAACUAUGUAACCUUCGGAGGUGGGUCAACAGUUGGACUUCUGGUUUUCAGCCACUAAAUGGACGUCACUCAAAAGCGAAAUUAUGUUCAAGAGUUCCCGGAAAAGGACAUCAUCUUGGAAGUCUUCCUUCAACCAAGGGAUUGGCUAACUGCUUGUCAUUGGUAAGGAGAGGUUUUAAAUUGUUGUAGAUUUUGCUGUUAGGCUGUUCUGCACUGGAUUGAUUACUCGUACGUGUGACAUUCUAGUGUUUCAAUAUUAUGUCAACUUUGUCUUUGUAUUUUGGGGAUCAAUUACAUAGAAUUUGAGUUUGGAUUUGCUUGGAGCAAUUUUUUUUUUUUUUAUUCUCUAUUUGAGAGGUUUUAAAUUGUUAGUUAGAUUUUGUUGUUAGGAUGUUCUUGAUUACCAAACCUCAAAAAGAAAUUUGUCAUUUAG